Adineta ricciae is the source of this 210-nucleotide messenger RNA. The record is from the annotation of a GenBank genome assembly. NCBI's taxonomy places the organism in Eukaryota, Metazoa, Rotifera, Eurotatoria, Adinetida, Adinetidae.
AUGCUUUCCUCAAGAAAAUAUGUGAUUAUCAACGCCGCACGCACAAAACAUAAUCAACAAAUUAAUCGUAAAUGUCGACUCAUUGAAAGCACAGUAACAACAAAAAAGAAACACAAAGAAAUUAGUCAAUACUCAUUGACGUCAUUACAAUUACUUUAUUGUCAAUUGUUCAGAAAACAUAACUAUCGACGUCAAAAUGGUCUUUGGUAA